GCAUUCUUUGAAUGUAGAACGACAGAGAGCGCCAUAUUCAAUAAACAACGUGCAUGGGGGCCUAGUUCAACAGACGGCUGACCAUGUUGAUGAUAAAGAUUCACUGUUCUAAAUACAUUUGAAUAGAUUUCAUGUUGCAAAUAUGAACCCAAAUAUACCGAUGUAUCCUAUGCAGAUGGGAGAUGGCUACACUAAAUAUUAUUCCCAGCCUAAUCACCUUCCCUAUGCUACAUACAAUUCAGGACCCCAGCCAUAUACACAGUUACCCUAUUCCACUCCCUCAAUGACCCCAGGGUCUCGUGCCCCAUCCCCCCUGUCUCUCCCACCACAGAAUGUGCCUCCCUCAUCCUUAGGGCAAAGAUACCAUGCCCCAUCAAAUAAUAUGUACCCUAGAUUUCCAGUGCAAGAUUUAACGGGGAGACCAUUAAUGCAGCCACGCUCUUGUUUGUCCCCCAGCAAUGUUUCCUACACACCAGUCAGUCCAAAGACUUCAACAGGAAAGGCGGUGUUGUUCAUGAACUGCUCACCAGAUGUGUAUAAAAGGUCACCAACACCCCCUGGAUCAUACAGAUCCCCUGGAUCCACUCCUACAGUUUUUGGAUCAAGUGCUGGAACAACUCCUCAUAGUCAACUCCCACCACUUCAUGAUGAAGCUAUCUUUCAGUCUUACAUGGACUCAACUCAAGGUGAAAGAACAUCAACUCCACCACAGUCAGUGGAAGACAAGUUCAAAGCCAAAGCAUCUCAGUAUGGUAUUGAAAUCAGCAGUACAGUGGAACAGUUCCUGAAAUCGCAGGAAAAAGACACCAAACACACCAUAGUGCCAAAAGUCAGCAAAUCAGACCCCACAUUAAACCAUCACAAGAAACAGCAAGGGGAUGCUCUCGACAAUUUUCAACAGAAGGCCCUCACAAAUGGAAUCAUAAUGGAGGAUCCCAGAGAGAAAGCUGAGUUGAGUGAGAUGAGUUCCAAAGAGAGGGAUCAAGUAAUCAUGAAAUGCAUUGAUGAAUUCUGUGGAACUGGAAAAGAAUUGUUGGAUGAGGAGGAGAGAAAUUCCCUUUGGAACAGGUCAAAUUCAAUUCAGUCCACCUCAUCAAAGCACAGUGAAAGUCAAGAAGAUUCUUUUGAAGAAGAAACAGGUAUAGAAAAAAGCUGGGAGGAAGAUGUUAACUCGGUGGAAAUUGAUCAUCAAAAGACUGAAAAUGUUCAGUUGGGAAAAAAUGACACAAUGAGAGGGAAGGACCAAACAUAUUUAGAGGAUCUUGCAAAAGAACUUGUGAAUGAUGCUAUCUUAGGUGCCUUGAAGGACUUGAGGGUUGAAGAAAAUGAAAGGAAUUGCACCGACAAGGCAACCUGUGGAAAUAAACUAUACUCUUGGCCAAUGAAAAUGAACAGCAACGAUAUCCAAACAGACAAACAACAAACUGAUAGCAACAAUAAUGGAAGUGUGCCACUGGGUGUGAUAGCCUCUAAACCACUUCUUCGAAGUGUCCUUGACCCAGGGUCACCAGAGUUCAUGCCCAAGGAGAAAACCUCCUUCCCCCUUAAUACUGGCUCCCCAGAGUUCAUUCCUUCCACUGGGAAUGGAGCAAUGCCUUGCUUUUCAUUUGUGAAUUCUGUAUCUGACAAUUCUUGGCCUGAGGGACAGAAAGAUACCUCAUUUAAUCCUGCACAGCAUAUUCAUAGACUCGAUCAGAGCUACUACUCCAAGAAUGCCUCCUGUCAAACUUGGUUGGAACCUAUGGUGAAUGCAUCCUGUAACACCCCCCAAGUGAAGUUGAAGGACCAGAGCAUGGAGACGGUCACCUGUGAUUUAAGGGAAGUUGGCAUUAACACCAUGGAGACUUUUGAGUGUGAUGAUGACGACACCAUCAUCAUGCCAUUGAAUGAACUUCGCUGCAGGCUAGCCGAUACUCAGAGAGAACUGCUGUUACUUCGAGGGAAGGUGUGUCUAGAUGAAAUGGAGAGACAAAUAUCCACUUUGGAGAAGAGUAGAAUUACAUGGACAAGCUAUUUUGAUCUUGAUGAUGCAGACUUGGAAGAAUUGAUAGAUUUCCAGAUUACAACUUUAAAGAAAAAGAUCUUGUGUCAUUUGGAAAAAAUACGAGAGUUUGAAGAGAAACUGGAUUCUGGAGAAAUUCUUACUGAAGUACCAUGUUUUGAAUCCAUUGUCACAAGUAACAGCAAAGUUAGCAAAUUAGUGAACAAAAAGAAAAUGAAUAGUCUUCAGAAAUUCAGUCAAGAGCUUAGCCAUCAUUCUAUUGAAAAGACAACCACUACCUACAGCAUUGCUGACAAUGACAGUGUAGUGGGAUUAGUGGCAGAAAAUAGGAGUGUGUCAAAUUCACCUACAGAUGAGAUGAUGAAUCCAAAUCCAACCAAGACUGUAAGUGAUAGUCAAAUGGCAAAAAAGAAAAAAACUAAAGACAAGACAAAGAAGAAGGGAGUAAAGUCUGGAGGGAAGAGUCAGGUCAAGGAGGGGCAAAGUAAGGUCAAGGACAGUGGAGAGGUCAAGGCUGAAAAGAGAGACAAGCAUACGGCAGAACAAACUCAACAGCAGGCCACUGUUAAUAAUGGUAAUCUAUCUACACCGGAAGAAGUGGCACAAUUUUUACAACUUGAAUGGGAAUUGUCUCAAAAACAAGGUGUUGUUGAUGAUACAGUACUAGUGAGCAGCAAUAUGGAUAAUCCUACAGGGACAGAUAAUUUACAAUGCCCUCAGAGGGAUGAAAAAGUGGAAAGGAAGGAAACUCAAACGGACUCUGUAUCAAAAUCUAGUUUGAAAAGUGAAGUUUUGUAUUCAUCUAGUCACAUUGUCAAUUCUUUAGAUGUCAAGUCAAAUUCAGUAGUAAAGCAGAAAAAUGAUGAAUCAUCUGCAGAUUUCAAUUGUUCGCCUUACAUGACAAACAAUUCAACUGAAUUUUUGUGUGAAUUAAAUGAUGGAAAUUUUCCCCCUACUGAACAAACUGGUGUAAGCGUUGUGCAGAUUUCUUCUACUAAUUUGGAAACAAAUGAAUUUGAUAUGAAACAUUUAAAAAAAAUUGAAAUGCAAGUGAUUGAUCAAGAAAAUGUGAAUGGAGUUCCACUUGGUCAAACAAAACAAAUGUCAAAUGAAGAAAUGCCUCCUGCAUCUGCAGUUCAUGACAUGAUGGGUUCAAAUCUAGAACCUCAAGUUUCCAACUCAACUGCUACUCAACAGACAUUGCCAGAAUCUGGUGUAACUGUGGAUCCCAUAUUGUUUGAAGCAGUGAAGGCCCAAAUUGCUCAGGUGUACCCAGCGUUUGCAGCAGAUCCAAGUGUGUUGAACUCGAUUGCCCUCCAACAGACUAUGGUGUUACAGGCGUGUGUUGCAUCAGGGGGUAAUCUGGGCAUCAGUGGGGCACAGCCUGUUGUGGGCAGUGAAAAAGUGGAUACAGAGCCAAAAUUAAGUCUACAAAUUCCUUCAGAAAAUUCAGCAUGCAAGCAAGAAAAAGAUACUUCCAGCUGUGUUCAACCUCAACCUCAUCAACAAAAAGAGACCACUGACUUUUCUUUGGAAACUUCCAUCCCAACGUCAGCAAGUGGGGCCAUUCCAAAACGUGUAAGUUCAUACCAGAAUUCUGGAAUUAUGGCAAAUCCUUUACCAAAUAGGAAGGAAUUUGACUCCCAAUUGGAGCAGAUUCAAGAUAUUGCACCUCCACCUGGUCUUUGUGGAACAUCUAUUGCAAGCAACAGUAGUGGAUCCAAACCUUUUAACUUUGGUGCAGAAAAUAAAGCUUGUGAUCCCUAUACUAUGCCUAGUGUACAGUCAGGUAUUGGAGCUUCAAUAAAUCUGGAUCAUGUUAAUCAGCCUGACCCAGCAACGCUAAACACACAGUCGGCGUAUAUACCACCUCUCAUCCCUAAAUCAUUUGACACAAACUUUGAGCAUCAAGCUCCAGAGGUGUCAGAAGGUUUCAUGAAGUCAAGUGUUGAUUACUUUGGAAACCAAAAUAAAACAGAACAAUUAUUAACCAUUGGUCAGAAAUCUUCAGCUUUUCCUUCAAACCCAAGCCUCAUCAGCAAAAGAGAGUUUGCACAACCAAGUAUUGCAUCAAAGGAGAUGUCAAAUCAGAAACAGUUGGAGAACAGUUUGGAUUCCAUAAGUGACAAAAUCAGCAGUAUUAAUCUCUCAGCUGGGAUAGUAGGAGGUUCGCCUAAUGUCUUAAGGAAAGAACAUUUCACUCAGAAGGGUGAUUCAAAAAUGGAAUCCCUCAACCUGGAUGAGAUUGAUGAUGAUGAUGAGGAGGAGGAAGACGAGAAAGAUUUUGCAAUUAAAUCUAAGGAAUCUCAAGAUCUUUUCAAUCAGUGGCAGAAACCAUCCUUAACAAAGAGAGAGAACACCCCUCCUCCAGAGGAGACCAAGUCCAACCAGCUUGGGAUGCAGAAACUGGGCAGUGUGAUGCACACACGUCGCACUCAGCUGGAGAAAGGUUCACUGAGGGACUGGAUGAAGAAAGACACAGAGGUGGAAGUUGGCCGUGCUGUAGAUCAGUUGGAUCAAAUUUCUUAUGGUUCUGACACACAGCAGCAACUUGCUGUCCAGGCAAGACCUCAAGAAAAGCCUAGAUUAAUCAAAGAAACAACACCAGAAGAAGAAGAGAGCUGGACUCAAGUCACCAAGAAAGGGAAGAAGAAAGAGGUAACCCAGCCUCUUCCACCCUUGAAUCCACAGCCUUCCAUAAAUCCACCACCUAAAUUGUCUGCCACAUCAAGACCAUCUUCUGAAAAGAGCAACAACUUUGAGAGACUUGUUCAGAGACUUGGUGAAAUCUUUGCAGGAUUAAGCAGAGAGGAACUGAUCAGUGUGAUAACGUCGGUCAGGAAACAGAGAGGGGGCCUCAGUGGUUUAACGGUCAAGGACAUUGUGGCUGAUGCUAGGGUUUUUGCUACACGGCUCAUGAAAAACAAGAAUAAGCUGGUCACUCAAACUUUCUGUGACUUUUCCAUGCCAUUCCAAAAGAACCAAGAGAGACCGCCGCCUAGGGAUGAUGAAGAGAUUUGCAUCAUUUGCCAUGAUGGCUUGAGUUGUGAAGAAGUCAAGAGUUUGGAAUGUGGACAUGUUUUUCAUGCAGGGUGCAUCAAACAAUGGGUGUAUGGCAGAGAAAUGACUUGUCCCACAUGUAGAAGACUGGUGCUGUUUCCUGAGGAAUUUCCCAAACUGGGAAAGUAGUUUUGGACCUUUAAUUUUCCUCCUCUGACAUUGUGGGGUUAUAUCGUACCAGUACUUAAAGAUUUGUCUUGCAAAGAACUGUAAACUAUGCAUUGUUUUAUAUUUGUUUUGCAUUACAUAGGGAAUGUAUAUCAAAAUAAGAAGCAAUUUUGUUGUAGUAAUGACUUUUUCUAUAAAAUGAAAUGUUAAAUU
Messenger RNA from Magallana angulata, 5383 nucleotides. RefSeq lists its product as uncharacterized. Lineage: Eukaryota; Metazoa; Mollusca; Bivalvia; Ostreida; Ostreidae. The coding region runs from base 143 to 5191 and encodes 1682 amino acids. The record is from RefSeq and is a predicted model, not a curated record. The transcript has 16 exons.